AGGUUUCCAUGAAGAUAAACAAUUGAAAUGUGGAUAGCCUAUUUGUAGUUUGGUGGUGGUUGUCAUCUGGAACCUGCUGGUGUCUCCUCCGAGUAGUUGGUGUAACGUUGGCUGCUGAGAGCCAUGAAGGUUGUACCAGAGAAGAAUGCUGUCCGCAUCCUGUGGGGUAGGGAACGGGGUACCCAAGCCUUGGGUGCUCAGCGGCUCCUGCAGGAGUUGGUGGAGGAUAAAACUCGAUGGAUGAAAUGGGAGGGCAAGAAAGUUGAGUUACCAGACAGUCCACGCUCCACCUUCUUGCUGGCGUUUAGUCCAGACAGGACCCUAAUGGCUUCCACACAUGUGAACCACAAUAUCUACAUCACAGAGGUGAAAACGGGCAAGUGUGUUCAUUCCUUGGUUGGACAUCGCCGCACUCCCUGGUGUGUCACCUUCCAUCCCACCAUCCCGGGCCUCAUUGCUUCAGGAUGUCUAGAUGGGGAGGUUAGAAUUUGGGAUUUACACGGUGGAAGUGAGAGCUGGUUCACAGAUAGCAACAAUGCCAUUGCAUCGCUUGCUUUUCAUCCUACGGCUCAGCUCUUGCUGAUUGCAACUGCCAAUGAGAUACAUUUCUGGGACUGGAGUCGUCGGGAACCUUUUGCAGUGGUGAAAACAGCCAGUGAAAUGGAGCGAGUCAGGCUGGUCCGGUUUGAUCCCUUGGGACAUUACUUGCUCACAGCAAUUGUUAACCCUUCUAACCAGCAGAGCGAUGAGGAAGUGGAAAUCUCCGUGGACAGCACAGAGAUGCCACAUUAUCGCCAGCGCGCUAUCCUUCCUUCUCAGCCUGUGAGGCGCACACCCCUCCUCCACAACUUCCUGCAUAUGUUGUCCUCCCGCUCCUCUGGCAUACAGGUGGGAGAGCAAAACAGUGUUCAAGACUCUGCUACCCCAUCCCCUCCACCGCCUCCACCACCACCACCUCCGCCUCCAGCCAGUGAGAACACAAGGGCAUCUGUCUAUAACAGGCUCCGGGAGCGUGUCAGCUAUCCCACAGCAGAGUGCUGCCAGCACCUGGGGAUGUUGUGCCUUUGCAGCCGAUGCUCUAGUGCAAGACUUCCUUCUUCUCUCUUCCCACACCAGGAAAACGCACCCUCCACGUCUUCUGGGGCCACUGGCACUUCCUUCUCCUCUGUGCAGACAGAGCCUUACCAACCCCCAGAGCAGGCAUCCGUAGCGCAGGAGGAGCAGGGGAUACUUAACAGGCCCUCUGCUUUCAGCACAGUUCAGAGCAGCACUGCUGGCAACACCCUGCGCAACCUUAGCCUGGGCCCCACACGGCGGUCCCUCAGCGGGCCCUUGGCAGGCCACCAGUCCCGGUACCAACAGUCUGCGAGAGAGAUGGCUUCAGGCUUAGGUGGGUCUGACUGGUCCAGGACAGUGCUGAACAUGAGCUCUCGCUCAGAGCUGGAAGCCAUGCCUCCCCCUAGGACCAGUGCCUCCUCUGUGAGCUUGCUGUCGGUGCUGAGGCAGCAGGAGGGAGGUUCCCAGGCAUCAGUCUAUACCUCUGCAACAGAAGGGAGGGGCUUUCUGGCCCCAGGGGCUGAGGCGGACAGUGGUAGUAGCGCUGGCCCGAGCAAUCCAGCCAGCAUCCGUAAUGAGCUCCAGUGUGAUUUGAGGCGAUUCUUCCUGGAAUAUGACCGGCUUCAGGAGUUAGAUCAGGGGAUUGGUGGGGAGUCCAGCCAGUCGCAACAGGCUCAAGAAAUGCUCAACAACAACAUUGAGCCUGAUCGGCCGGGUCCCUCCCAUCAGCAGACUCCACACAGCAGUGAAAACAAUUCCAUUUUGUCCCGGGUUUACAGCCAGUCGGCUUCAAGCAGACCUGGGAAUGUAUCACAGGAGGCCUUAAACCAGGAAAUGCCUGAGGAAAGCUCAGAGGAGGAUUCCCUCAGGAGGAGGUUGCUGGAGUCUUCCCUCAUUUCAUUAUCUCGCUACGAUGGAGCAGGGUCCCGGGAACAUCCAAUCUACCCAGAUCCAGCCAGGUUGUCUCCUGCUGCAUAUUACGCGCAGAGGAUGAUCCAGUAUCUUUCCCGGAGGGACAGUAUUCGACAACGCUCUAUGCGAUACCAACAAAACCGUCUCCUCUCUUCCUCCUCCUCUUCUUCCACUUCAGAGAACUCAAGCCCAGCUGUAGACGGAAAUGAUCUGGAAUUUGAAGAUUUUGAGGACAAUGGAGACCGAUCCAGGCACCGAGCUCCCCGGAAUGCCCGCAUGUCUGCGCCAUCGCUGGGGCGCUUUGUCCCGAGACGCUUCUUGCUGCCAGAGUACUUGCCUUAUGCCGGGAUUUUCCAUGAACGGGGACAGCCUGGCUUGGCCACCCAUUCCUCUGUCAACAGGGUUUUGGCAGGUGCUGUGAUUGGGGAUGGACAGUCAGCUGUGGCCAGCAACAUCGCCAACACAACCUACCGGCUCCAGUGGUGGGACUUCACUAAAUUUGAUCUGCCUGAAAUCAGCAAUGCCUCUGUGAACGUGCUUGUUCAAAACUGCAAGAUUUACAAUGAUGCUAGCUGCGAUAUCUCUGCUGAUGGGCAGCUGCUGGCAGCCUUCAUUCCCAGCAGUCAAAGAGGCUUCCCUGAUGAGGGAAUACUGGCUGUGUAUUCUCUGGCACCCCACAACUUGGGCGAGAUGCUUUACACAAAGCGAUUUGGCCCUAAUGCCAUUUCUGUGAGCCUGUCUCCAAUGGGCAGAUACGUAAUGGUGGGACUGGCUUCCCGACGUAUCCUGUUGCACCCCUCCACAGAACACAUGGUUGCUCAAGUCUUCAGGCUGCAACAGCCCCACGGUGGAGAAACCUCUAUGAGGAGAGUUUUCAACGUUCUGUACCCAAUGCCUGCCGACCAGAGAAGACACGUCAGCAUAAACUCUGCUCGCUGGCUGCCUGAGCCAGGCCUGGGAUUGGCAUAUGGCACCAACAAAGGGGACCUGGUGAUUUGCCGACCAGAGGCCUUAAACUCUGGAGUUGAGUACCACUGGGACCAGCUGAAUGAGAACGUCUUCGCUGUGCAUUCCAGCAGCAGGAACACUGAGCGGCCUGGAACCAGCAGAGCCACAUGGAGGACAGACAGGGACAUGGGCCUGAUGAAUGCCAUAGGCCUGCAACCCCGAAACCCCCCCACCUCUGUGACUUCGCAGGGUACCCAGACCUUGGCGCCUCAGCUGAAAAAGACUCAGACAGAGAGGGAGGUACAGGAGCAGGAAUCCGCCUCUGCAGGGACUGGGGAAGGUGAAGGUCCAGAAUAUGGGGCCAGUGGGGAGGAUGCCCUGAGUAGGAUCCAAAGGCUGAUGGCAGAAGGUGGCAUGACCGCUGUGGUCCAGCGGGAGCAGAGCACCACCAUGGCAUCUAUGGGCGGCUUUGGCAACAACAUCAUUGUGAGCCACCGGAUCCACCGCAGCUCUCAGACUGGUGCAGAGUCCACUGGAGUUGAGGGCACAUCAGCACAGCAGUCCACCUCACAGCAGCUGGCAGCUGAGUUGGAGGGACGGAUCCUUUCAGAGUCUAUGCAGCUGUCAGAGCAUGGCCUGAGCCCGCGGACAGCCCCUGGCGGGAGUGAAGGACAAAGCGCUGGUGAUCUGGACCUGCCAGAGCAGGCCCAGUCCUCCAUGGACACUGAGGGACCAAUUGAAUACAGUGACCUAACUAAUAAUAACCAUCUUCCUGACAGUACCAACUUCUAUAGUGAUGACAGCACCAGUGGGGAGUCGCGGAACAGGUAGAGAUUGAGUUGUGUGUUGGUACUACCCUUGUACUGCUCAGCAGAGACCUGUACCUCACAGCUGGCCAGGAGCUGGAAGAGUAGCGACAUGUGGCUCUGACAGGAUGCUGGUGGUUCAGAGGGCUUCUCUAUCCUGGGUGAGUGGGAGGGGAUAAGGACUGCAAGGGAAGCCAUGGGGAAGAAAGCAUACUUAACUUCCAACAUUCCCACUGCUGAAGAGUUAACAGGAAUAUGAACCAUACUGGCUGCACAUCAUGCAGAUUUUGAAGCCCCAUGGGAUCCCCUGAGCUCGGCCCUAACCCUGCAAUUCGGUCAGUGUCAUCCUUUGUAAAGCUUCUUUCCUUUCCUCUUUCCUGCCCUUUUAUGCUCAGGGGCUGAUCAGUAGAGUGAAGAAAGGGAAGAGGGCCUGCAGCAUCCUUCUGGAGACAGGCAGUCCUACUGGGCAAACCUGGGCGUGAUGCUCCAGCUCCAUUGCUGGAGUGGAGGAGUCUUCCAGGCCACAGUCCUGCUCUGUGGCACAGCACUGCUCCCCCCUCAGAGUGUGGUGUUCUGAGACCCGUCUCUGCCUGUGCUGUGGUCUUUUCUGGGAAGAACUGGGCUUUGCCAAAACCUGCAUGGCUCAGGAGCUGCUCACUGGUGGGGAUCUUCCCUUUUUAGAGAGUUAGUUUAGCACUUGGCAGGAACCUAAGCAGAGCUGCUGUAUGGGAAGAGGGACAGGGGCUACUGCUCUCUAGUCAGGAUGCAGUUCAUGCGAGGAUGUUCUAAGCUGUGCCAAUAUUAACAGGAAUGAACUAUCCCAGUGGUUUCAUGGUGCCAUGAGCUGCACCUCCUUGGCAGGGGGCAGGAAAUGUCUUUCAGCUCUAGGCCAGGAUGUGAGGUAUGGGUCUGUGAUGUAAGGUGUUGCAUGUGAAAUCUUGACCUUGUACAUGUAGUUUCUAGUGGAGAAAUCAAGGCUCUGAUAUUUUGUUUUUAGUCUCAAAUGUGAUUUUCCUUUUCGUUUGUAACUCUCCAUCCCUAGCAGGCUUGUGGAGGAAGGACGGGGAGAGCGUGAGUGCUAACGAGGGAAACACCAAAGAUCAAUGUCAUUAAAAUAUGACA
Molecule: messenger RNA, 4844 nt
Organism: Pygoscelis adeliae (Adelie penguin)
Lineage: Eukaryota; Metazoa; Chordata; Aves; Sphenisciformes; Spheniscidae
Gene: AMBRA1
Product: autophagy/beclin-1 regulator 1
Biological process (GO): autophagy
Cellular component (GO): intracellular membrane-bounded organelle
Molecular function (GO): protein binding
Source: RefSeq, a predicted model, not a curated record